Molecule: messenger RNA, 1955 nt
Organism: Manis javanica (Malayan pangolin)
Lineage: Eukaryota; Metazoa; Chordata; Mammalia; Pholidota; Manidae
Source: RefSeq, a predicted model, not a curated record
AUGGCUGGAGCAAGGCAAAAGCCGUGCGCUUCCACAGACUGCUGGCCUGGAACAGAGCGGCAGGCACAGACGUUUUUUCUGGCGCCAGCUACUGGUUCUAACUGUUGUAGUGAGUGGGACUUGCUUCGGCGCGAAAGCGGCUGGGGCGUGGCCACAAGGGGGUGCUAUGAGAAGGACGUGUGGUGGGGGGAUGGGCGUGUGCAGAGUCAGGGCUCUACAGCUCAGCUUACUAAGGAGUCAGGAGGCGUGUCUGUUGCAGAGCCCACCGUGUUCCCCGGGGUGUCGGCAUGGGAUCUUGAGGCUGGGUCUGCAGAGCAUUCUGGGUCGGACGUGCUCUGCAAGAAACCCAAAGCGUCCCUCAAAGUUCAAGUUCUCCAAAGCUUUAAUGCAAAUCCUCCUCUGAUCUCGGUGAUUGCAUCAGAAGAUGAGGAGGAAAUACAGUGCAAACCUAAGGAAGGAGCAGGAGCACCAGCAAAGGGCCAUGUUGGCGUGGGAGCUCCUAGCCUCGUGGAUGGAGAGUUCUGGGAGGACGGUGGUCUGGAGCCCAGGCAGCCUGGGGACAGGCAGCAGACCCUCUACCGUCCCACUUUGAUGUGUUGCAGCGACAGGAGUGAGGGGGAGGGGCUGGCGCCGGGGAGAGAGACUGCGCUGGGCUGCAGUCUGUCGGCUUGCCUGGAACUGUUGGCUGGGUUUCCGUGGCUUGGGGCGGGAGCGUGGCAUCAGGUUCGGGACGCCAAGGCCCCGCUCACGAGAGCGCCCCCUAUUAUCGCGGCCACAACGGCUCCGGAGCCUGGUUCGCGCAGCCGUGAGGGGGAUGCUCCGCGGGGAAGCGCCGCAGUUUGUCGAGGAGCCCCGAGCCCAGGAGAGCCGCCCGCCCCCCGCCGGGCCGCCGCUCUGGCUCGCGCGUUUGCUCUCCGGCCGGGACCAGAAUGGCCUCAGCCGUCAGCGUGGCGGCCAGAGCCGCGCCUCCGGAAGCAGCCCAGCCGCUCGCGCUCGAGAGCCUCAGAGUGGCAGGGGCCGUGGAAUCUGAGGAGAGCCCAGCGCAGAAUCUGCAGACGCACACAGCCUCCUCGAGUGCGCACUCAGGACAUGGAGCCUCUGCCCCCGUGCCGCCGCGAAUUUGCCUGCUUUCGCAGACGGGAAGCCGAGGACGACCGCGAAGAGCUGCGUGAAGCGAGGCCUGCGGAAGGCGGAGAGCAAGAAGGCGACGGCGGCGACCAUGGCGGCCAAGCUCCUGGCCUGGUGGAGGUGCGAAACCUCGAGGCCGUUGGCACUGGCAGCGGCGAAGCUAGAGAGCCUGGAGAGGCGGGGCAGGAGGAGCUGCCUGCGCAGGCUGCCAUUGGGGAUCCGGAGCCCAGAGAAGAGCCGCAGCGGGCCCAGCGUCACCUCUCCACCUACUCCCAGCUGCUGCUAAUGGAGUAUGUUUUCCAGCACACUGGCUAUCCCAGCAUGGCCCUGCGACAGGAACUUGCAGGAAUCGUGGAUGUAUCUGAAGCCACAGUGCAGGUUUGGUUCAGGAGGAGGAGGGCCAUUUGGAGAAGACAGCAGAGGCCGUUAAGGUUUAGAUUGCCGCAUCCCGUGCUGCUCGGCCGCACCACAGUCCUAACCUUGUUCGGACUGUGCGAUGCCUCCGUUCUUCAAGAGCUGGAUGUCAUAUGGGUUCUUCCGGAGCCAGGACCACUGAGGCAGCCUCUGCUGAACCUGCGGGACUUUCCUCCUCUUGUCUUGCCUGUUCUGCCCUGGAUACUCCCGCGUAGGCUUCCCCGUGCCUGGCCUUAGGGGGCAAGGCCUGGUGCCUUACCAUCUGUGUUCCUUUUGAAGUCCCCAUUUUCUAAGGAACGGUCUGUGUGGCACUACGUGCUUUUGAGCCACAUUCACACUCAUAUCUCACCAUCAAGCAUCAUUCCCCAAAUGACCGCUGAAGUUUCAGGCAGCCCAAAGUUCUUGCCCCUCUG